ACUGGAGGAAAGUGACCUACGCUACCGCCCUUGAAACCAUGACCGCAGGCUUUUCACCUGGUACUUGCACACACUUUUGGUUCUGACCAACCCUGUCCAUGUGUAACUCAUGAAAGGCGCCGCGCGUUUCGGGUGUUAUGUCCCAGUUGGCCUAGGCAAAUUACUCGAAUUCCCCAGCGAUUUCGUAUCCGGAGCCGUUAGGGGGCAACAGUGACAGGCAGAGACGUCCCCACCCGCGAUAGGCGGGCAGGCAGUGGGUCAGAGGGUGCGGAGAGAAAGAAUGCCACGUGAACGCAGCGAUGCAGCAACGUCGCCUCUUCUUCUCCGAGCCCUCGUCAUUGGCAUUGGGGCCUGCUCCCUCGCUUGCUUGGUUCGCUUGCUUAGUUCGCUUCUCCGACACCCCAGCUUCCUUAUCUCCUCAACAGUGUUUGUCUUGUGUCUUCUCGUUCGUUUGUCCGACCUUUAUUUUCUUGUUCUCCUGCCAGCCACUAGGCCAGCCGACAAGUAUAAGAGCAUAGCUGACAACGAAACACACACACACACACGUCCACACCUCUUGACAGCUUGAACACCCCCCCCCCGCGCGGAUAUCGAGUGCCAUGAGCGCCUCCAACCACUGCCUCCACACCACGCUUAGUGUUGCUGCGGUGCUCCUCGUUGCGUUUGCCGCCUCGUCCCAAGCCAUCGUCAACGACGGCAUCAACCUGGGAGAUGAGCUCACCCUCUCCGAGUUCCUCGCCGAAGCGAACCUGGAUGGCUGCGCCAACCUGACUGCGUCCUCGGAGGGCUACUACUUCCAAGGCGGCCACGAGACUGGCGUGCUCCAGGCCCGCUGCGAAGUUGGUGGCGAGUGCAUGUGUACCAACUUCAACGAAUGCGACAACGGAAACUGCCAGAAGAUCUUCCGCUGCAACGAUACAGAGACUGAAGGCUGCUUUGCUGUCGCAAACUGCACCCAGGCCACAUUUGACACCUACUUUGCUGUUGAACUUGACUGCUCGCGUGGCGAUCCGCUGACAGAGCGCAAUGAGGAGGAGCUCGACUUCUUUGCCAUGCGCUGGAAGCAGGCCCUCGAGGACGACUGCGAAAUCUCCAGGCUGUGCCGGUACAAGGGCGACACAUCUGCCACGAUUGACGUGAUCAACGCCACAUCGUUCCGCACCAGCGCCCUCAACAGCGCACAUGUCGACGACCUGCUUGUGUGCGCGCAGUCCACAACCUUCCGCUUCAACCGCUGCACCGUCGUGGAUGUGCGUGAGGUGGACGCACCAACCACCACCACAACUACAACCACAACGACGACGACGACAACGACGACGACGACAACAACCACCACGACCACCACCACAACAACGACAACAACGACAACGACAACAACCUCCACGACUACAACUACCCUUCCUCCUUGUGACUACACGUGCGAUGACAACGUCUACAGCUGCCUUGGCGCGGCCAUGUUUGAGAACAACGUGCGCGACACGUUCUCUGAGUGCGUUGCGUCCUACGAGCACCACAGCACCUCUGGCCUGGUUGACUUUGGCAUCUGCCUCGCAGACUGCGAGCAGGUCAUGCCCAGUGACAACUACACCGACGUCAAGGUCAUCCUCGCUUGCUACCGCUCCUGUGCGCUGUCAACGGCGGAUAUGGAUUGCAACGUCACUGCGACAACCACGCCCACGACCACGAUCACGAUCACCACCACAGCCGACUGCACGAACGACGGCUACGAGCCCAACGACAACCCGGAAGGCCCUGGUGCCACCACAGUCACUGCACCCGUCAACCUCAACGCCACCAUCUGCCCAGGCGAUGCCGAUUGGUACAAGUUUGACGUGUGCGGCGGCGGCAACGCGACCAUCAACGCCUACUUUACCCAUGCCGAAGUUGACAUUGGGGUUGCAGUGUAUGACUCCAUUGGAUAUCCUGCUGAUGGCUCUGACGGCAGCACGGACACCGAGUACGUGUUUAUCCAGAACGGUGUCAACGCGACCUACUUCUACGCGGCUUUGGACAGCAACCAAGAGGAGCAGUUUGGCGAUUACCAGCUCACCAUCUCCGUUGACUGCCCCGCCUAAGCGCCGCUGAUGUAUUGCACCAUCCAUGUCUCUUUCUUCCUUUCUUGCUCGUCUGUUUGCUCAACGAUGUUACGCUUUUGUCUGGAUGCACUGCGAUAUGUGUCUGUGGUUGUAUUGUUUGCCUGUGCCUACCUUCUGAUGUGAAUUCAUUUCGCACCCAUCCCAUUCGUUCGUUCGUUCGUUCGUUUGCUUGAACAUUACAUUCAUUCAAUCGCCA
This is a messenger RNA of Salpingoeca rosetta, 2292 nucleotides long. RefSeq lists its product as uncharacterized. The transcript has 9 exons. Gene Ontology annotation, cellular component: extracellular matrix. The record is from RefSeq and is a predicted model, not a curated record. The coding region runs from base 600 to 2075 and encodes 491 amino acids. Lineage: Eukaryota; Choanoflagellata; Craspedida; Salpingoecidae. Gene Ontology annotation, biological process: extracellular matrix organization; cell adhesion. Gene Ontology annotation, molecular function: cell adhesion molecule binding.